This is a messenger RNA of Penicillium daleae, 900 nucleotides long. RefSeq names its product basic helix-loop-helix domain-containing protein. Gene Ontology annotation, molecular function: protein dimerization activity. The record is from RefSeq and is a predicted model, not a curated record. The transcript is spliced from 2 exons. Lineage: Eukaryota; Fungi; Ascomycota; Eurotiomycetes; Eurotiales; Aspergillaceae. Bases 1 to 900 code for a protein of 299 amino acids.
AUGUCGAGUCAACCCCACACACAACAAAGCAAACCGAAGAGGCGAGGCCGCCCUCGGCCUCUACCCCCCGAUGUCAACGCUCGCAAUCUAGCACUGGAAAAAGGACGUCGAGAGGACAUGAAGAAAGAUCUACUUGAGAUGGCACGUCUAGUACCUGCCUUGGCGCCUGUCCGACGCCUUUCAAAAACAAUCAUUGUGAAAGAAAGCCUUCGGCACUUUAAGAAGCAGCGCGCAAUGUGCCUAUCUGCCGCAGAAGAUAUGCGAGACCUGGUCGCACAGAAUCACCGACUAAUCGCCGAACUCAAUGAAUUCCGCUUUCUGGCUGGCGAACAGAGUACAACGCCGUUAGAGUCCAAGCCCGUCUCAGAAGCCAUGGCCCAGCUGAUGAAUGUGCCCAAUGAAGUUUGUGGGACGUUUCCAGCCGGAUUUGGGGAUAACUGGGCUCAUGGAUCCCACGAUAUCCACCCUGCUCAGUCCGAUGACUCUUUCAUCGACCAUACAGGGUAUUGCUUGACUUCGGACGACAUACCCAUGGCAGUCGAGCCACCAAAUCCGCAUCAACACUUGAACGAUCAUGAAAUUUCAGCCUCGAAUUUACAUCUCGCCGAAUUCCCCUUCUCUGCAGAGUCGCUCUCCCAGCCCGCAUUGAGCUGUUCACUAUCCCCGCACACACCCGUCGACCUCACACAUACAAUAAGCCUCGAGGGACACAUACCGGGCCGGACCCAACUCGAAUACUAUAUGCCCUUUGAUACGCACCAAUAUCCGACGGUAUCACUAGAUACAAUGCCGGUUGAUAUUUCUACAGCCCUGUGGAUGCAGGGAAUUCCCAUGCCAGAGAGCGUUCAGUCCGCAUUAUGUGGAACCACAGGGACAGUUGAUGGAAUACCCAUUAUUUGA